CUAAUGUAUGAUGUCAUCACGAGGCGCCACUCUGCUGAUGUAAUGUUUCAGGAAGUGAAUCUCAGCCUAUUCGAGAAUUCGGCUCUGCAGGAAAGCAUGAGCGAUGUUACAGAUUUAUGAUUUUUUAAAUCAAACGUCCUGAAGGCAACCAGACAUGGAGAACUGGAGCCUUAUUUCAAUGUGCGUGUUGCUUGGUUUAACGUCGAGAUGGGCGGUGUCUUUUCAUUCAUACUCAGGUGCAGGUAAACCGCCAAUGUUCGGGGACUAUGAAGCACAGAGACACUGGCAAGAAGUGACUUACAAUCUGCCUGUUCAUGAAUGGUACUUCAAUACUACAAAUAAUGAUUUGAACUACUGGGGGCUUGAUUACCCUCCCCUGACAGCCUAUCAUAGUCUAGUGUGUGCAUAUGUAGCAAAGCUGCUUAAUCCUGAAUGGGUGGAGUUGAAUGCAUCUAGAGGCUAUGAAAGCCACACUCAUAAGUUGUUCAUGAGAGCCACAGUUCUUUUUGCAGAUAUUUUGAUCUACAUUCCAGCAGUUUUGGUUUAUUGCUUCUACUUUUGCGAUGGGUCCUCUAAACAAAAGGUUGCCACAGCUCUAUGCAUCCUUCUAUAUCCAGGACUUGUACUGAUUGACUAUGGCCAUUUUCAAUAUAACUGUGUGAGCCUGGGUCUGGCUCUAUGGGGGAUUCUGGGACUUGGUUUGGGCUGGGACCUGUUUGGUUCUUUGGCCUUCACCUUGGCUCUCAAUUACAAGCAAAUGGAAUUAUACCACUCGCUGCCUUUCUUCUGCUACCUCCUGGGGAAGUGCAUCAAACAGGGCUUGACUGGGCGAGGAUUGUUUCUGUUGACCAAGAUUUCAUUGACUGUGUUGGUGACCUUUGCCCUCUGCUGGAUGCCCUUUUUGUCCGACCCCAAACAACCUCUACAAGUUCUUAAUCGACUUUUUCCUGUUGAUCGGGGUCUGUUUGAGGAUAAAGUGGCUAACACAUGGUGCAGCUUGAAUGUGCUGAUAAAGAUCAAGACCCUGCUGUCCAGAGAGACUCAGCUGUUCCUCAGUUUUGCUCUUACUCUGUUGUUCAUCCUGCCUUCAUCAUUAAAAUUGUUGUCCAAACCCACUCUAUGGCAGUUCAAGCUUGCCUUGGUGAACUCCUCCCUGGCUUUUUUCCUCUUCUCCUUCCAAGUCCACGAGAAGUCCAUCCUGCUAGCAGCCUUGCCAGUUUGCCUUGUCGUCAACGAAAUACCUCUGAUUGCCAUUUGGUUUCUGCUAACGUCAACUUUCAGCAUGCUCCCCCUGCUGGUGAAGGACGGUUUGCUGUUGCCUUACGUGGUGACCUCGUUGGCAUUCCUCUUUCUGAGUUUGUAUCUGCUCUCUGCUUUAGAGAGAACUACAGAUGAAGAGCUCAGGCUGGGCCUCUAUCACAAACUCACUCAGCACUGUCUGCCUAAACUCAACCUCAGCCGGAUCAUUAAAUGGAAAUUCUGGUUUUCACUGGUGGCCAUGGCUGCGUUGAGCUUUACGAGCGUGUGGUUGGAGCCUCCGGCUAAGUUGCCCGAUCUGUUUCCGGUUCUGGUCUCCGUACUCUCCUUUCUGCACUUUCUGGGUUUCAUCAUAUAUUUCAACCUAGUCCAGUUGAUGGAACCACAGAGGAAAAAGAGCCAGAAGAAAACCAACUAAACCACGUCUUCAAAGACAUUGGCUGUCAAAAGACUAGGCCAGAAUGUUGGUGGAAAGAGAGGACAAUCCCUAUGGUUAGAAUAGAACAGGAUGGGAAUAGUUUGGAAAAAUUCAAUUUCCUCCUAAUGAAGUUUAGGGAUCUUGCUUGAGAAGAGUAAAUCAAAUGAAAGGAGAUACAGUUCUGCCAGACUUUCUCUCACUUGUAUGAUUUAGAGACAAAUUCAGUUAGCGGGAUAUUGGUAUUGUGUAAAUGACCAGGCCAUAAUGGAUCGUUUGUGCUGACAUUAUUUUUAUUAACAUUUUUGAUACAUCAUUAAAUGUUUUGUACCAAA
Messenger RNA from Megalobrama amblycephala (Wuchang bream), 2007 nucleotides. RefSeq names its product ALG6 alpha-1,3-glucosyltransferase (gene alg6). The coding region runs from base 155 to 1675 and encodes 506 amino acids. Lineage: Eukaryota; Metazoa; Chordata; Actinopteri; Cypriniformes; Xenocyprididae. Gene Ontology annotation, cellular component: endoplasmic reticulum membrane. The transcript has 14 exons. Gene Ontology annotation, biological process: protein N-linked glycosylation. Gene Ontology annotation, molecular function: dolichyl pyrophosphate Man9GlcNAc2 alpha-1,3-glucosyltransferase activity. The record is from RefSeq and is a predicted model, not a curated record.